Messenger RNA from Baudoinia panamericana UAMH 10762, 2796 nucleotides. RefSeq lists its product as uncharacterized. Gene Ontology annotation, cellular component: cytosol. The record is from RefSeq and is a predicted model, not a curated record. The transcript is spliced from 2 exons. The annotation marks the transcript as partial. Gene Ontology annotation, biological process: telomere maintenance via telomerase; protein stabilization. Gene Ontology annotation, molecular function: telomeric repeat DNA binding; Hsp90 protein binding. NCBI's taxonomy places the organism in Eukaryota, Fungi, Ascomycota, Dothideomycetes, Mycosphaerellales, Teratosphaeriaceae.
ACGGCUAAAGACGCCCUACGUGUCCUGCGGUCCCUACCGGAUGCUGAGACUCUGGUUGCCACCUUGAAGCAGCUUCUCUCCGAAGACGGCUUGAAUGGCUUCAACUUAGCCGCCCCCGGACCCGUGCAGACCCAGAUACUUAGCACUCUGGUCAAUGAUCUUCUACCCACUUUUUGGCCCGCACUGCACGGAGCAGACAGAGACCUGCUCCUCAAGUGCUUUUGCAACGUCAGUGGCCUCAAUGCUCUGCUUGCGAAGCUGCGCGCGAUUUUCAGAGCAGAAGUGGACAAGCUGGAGAGGCUCGCAGAACUACAGAGCCUAUUAGGGGCAUUUCAGGCCCUAAUGAGAGGCGACAAUGUGAUCUUAAACCUGUGGACAUGUCUGCAGCUUGCCACCCUUGAUCAGACCAAGCGAGACCUUCUCUGGAAGGAGCUUGCCGUUACUGUGACCUCCGGUAAGAUAAUAUCAACUGUAGCGCAAGCCGAAGACGUCACGAAUUAUAGUCAAUCAAAUACACUUAGCCCAAAGUGUUGGCUUUCGAACGGUGCUGAGUACGCCAGAUGGCUCGGGAGAAAUAUUGCGCAGCUGGCUGUUCAUGAGCCGCAUCACUAUGAUAGCAGCGUAUCCCGCGCGAUGCAGGACGCCGCGCAAAUGCUAGCGAAGUCACUCAACCUGGGCUACUCGAGCAGUCUAAUCGGUGGACUCAUUUCUACUUUAAUCGCGCACGACUGUGAAAAGUUACGGUCAAUUUUUACUCUUUUGCCUGCUCAUGCCAAAAGACGAUUUCUGGAACAGACCCUUCGUUGGCUAUCCACAGUCGCAACGUCGUCUUCCUAUACUGCAGUUUCAGAGACAACAAGCCUCCAUACGGACAUCGAAGCGAUUGCGUUUUUCCUCUCGGCCCUGUUAACAGACGAGCAGUCCAUCUCGUUUCUCACAGCCGUCUUGUACAACCCUACUCUGGCGGCUGCGUACUCUCGUCCCGUCAUACGCGCCAGCAUCGCCGCUUUGGCGCACACUCCGACGUCGUCAUCCCUGGAAACGAUUCUCGAGUGCACCAUGAGCACGUUCAACGAUCGCCUCUUCAUUGAACAUGCACCAAUCUUGCAGCAGGAAGUUAUCGCUCAGGUCAUGCUCAUGACCGCGGGUUAUCUGCAUCGACGAAGUCCGAUGUCAGUCUUGCUGAUCUCACGCUCAAGCCAGCAUAUGCAGGGUACUAGCAAUCGUCUUGACACAUCAGGCAAUCGAGCGAGAUGGCUGGGGAUGAUUGUUGCUACGAGUAUAUCAAGUCUAGUGGAUAAAGAGGGUAGCCGAAUGGACUUUGCAACUAAUGAUGUACGGACGGAGGAGGCGGUGUGGUACCUUGGCCUUGUCAGAGUUCAAGAUGGGAUUGGCAGUUUACAAGACUUCUCUAGGCUGAUUCACAACAUCACGGCAGGAAAGCGGCUCCCUCCACAGCCAGUCUUUGGUCCACCGCGCCCACCACCUCCGCCAGUACAGUCAGAAGUCAUUGGCGAGAAGGUCACCGAGAUCGUUGACGCAGACGACGAAGACGAGCAAAACAAUGACGGCCUUAAACCGUAUGCUAAGCCAGAUAGCGACCCAGAAGACAGCGACGACGAUGCCACUCUCGUCAACCGCAACAAGCCGCGACCACCAGUCUAUAUUCGGGACUUGAUGACCAUGCUCCGCGACGACAAGGAUCACGACCGCUUUCAGCUGGGCAUCAAGCACGCCGCGCCGCUCGUUCGUCGGAAGUCGAACUUCGGCAGUGAGGUCAAGGACCACGCAGAGGAGUUAUUGAGCUUGCUGUGCAAUCUUCAGGAUCCGUUUGACACCGACAACUUCGACGACCUCAGAUUGAGGGCGAUGAUCGCAGUACUUCUCAGUGACGUGGAGGCGUUGGGACCGUGGCUGAGCAAGCAGGUGUUUGUCGAGGGCUACUCCAUCGCCCAGCGGGGUGUGAUGAUGACCGCAAUUGGCUUGGCUGGGAGGGAGCUUGCCGGUUUACGUCAUGAAGAUGAGAUGAACCCAGCCUUCGCCGAUAUAAACUUCCCAUCGAAAACACUUCAACCACGCUUACACGCGACCUACACCACGGCGCAGACGUCCAUGAAGCGAUUGCAGCAUGCCACGAACCGACUUGAAGACCGUCUGAUGCAGCCGCUAGCGCUCAAGGCCGCGGAUCAUUCCACAACCCACCUGGACGCAGUCAAAGUCCGGACGUUUUCAUCUCGUCUAACAAAUGAAAGUCAACGUACCGUCCGUAAACGUACUCCCAACAAACUCUCCAAGCUCCUCGCCACCGCUUUCUUCCAACCACUCAUAAGUCGUUACAACCAAGACCUUGCCUUCUACGCCUCCAGCACCGUUUUCGCCACCGCACCUAUAGUCCUGACGACUUUCCUUAAGACUAUCGCGCUUCUCCUUCACGCUUCCGGGCCUGCUACUUUGCACCUCCCAGACCUGACCGCAGCCUUUUGGGAUUUGUUGUUGACUUUACGCGUUAAAGCUGCGGGCGACAUCACAGUGCUGGAAGCUGUGCUCUUCUCGCUACUGACGAUGCUGGAGGUCAAUGCGGAGCAGAGUCGACAAAGGUUGGGAAGGGAGGAGCAAAAGAGGUUGGCGGAGACGCAGGCCUGGGCGGAGAUUGUGUUUGAGAAGUCUGGGGGUGCGGAGAUGAGAUUGAAUGGGGGCGGCAACGGGAAAGAGGAGGAGAAAGUUAGGAGGUUGGCCGCGGGCGUGCUUGUAAAGUGUGGGAAGCUUAUUGAAGAGUGGCGAAAGGAGAUGUUUGGA